Stylonychia lemnae is the source of this 1131-nucleotide messenger RNA. NCBI's taxonomy places the organism in Eukaryota, Ciliophora, Spirotrichea, Sporadotrichida, Oxytrichidae. The record is from the annotation of a GenBank genome assembly.
AUGAGUGACAAUCAUUUUAUUAGAAAUCUAAACUCAUUUAACAGUUUAUCUUGCUAAAUCUCACCAAUGCCUUCAGCAGUAAUCUAAUGGAACAAAGAACCUACAUCAAUAAUUAUUUAAUAACAACCCUUACAUUAAAAUACACUCAGACAAACUCAUAGAAAUUCACCUAAUGAUAAUGGGAAUGAUCAGAUUUAUCAAGUAGUUAAUGUUUCUAAUUUCCCAUCCUCAAUAUCCAAAUACUAAACUGGCGACAGUUUGUUUUGUAUGGAUAGCAGACUAAGGACUUCUAUUAACAAACCUACAAGUUAUUACAUCCAAAAUAUCCCUUCUAAUGGUCCCGCCAAUUCAAACAGGAUUAAUCACGAUGGACUCUUGAAUAAUGAUGGAUCUCCUAUUUAGCAACAAGCAGUAAUUCAAACGAGGUAACAUGCGCAAAUCAGUAUUGUAAAUAAUGGUCAUAUUCCAGUUACACAGCUUUAAGUCCAAUCUCAGGUGCGUUCCAGAACCCAGAAUGAGACUGGAAUUCCUCAGAACAUAUUACAAGCAGUUAGAAACCUCAACUAAGUUAAUUACGACAUCUCCGCUUUAGAUUCUAUUCCUCCAACUAAUUCGAAUACUCAUUGUAAACCAUCUCCAUUCGAAGGCGAUAAAGUUCCACAAUAAAGGUUAGAUAGUGAAAUUAGUGGAAUCUCCUACACUAGCACUCCCUACUAAACAAUUUAACUAAUUUCACAUUAAGAGCACUAAGAAUAGUCACAUCUAUAAUAAAUUUAAAAUCAAUAAAUAUCUUAAAUGCAAAAAGCCUAAAAAGCAGACGACGGUCUUUCUAAAAUUGAGAGAGAUCAUGAUAUUGAAUAAAGAUAGAAGCUCUUAAGAAUUGAACACGAAAGAAUAAACGACAAAAGACGAAGGUAGAAAAAAACCAGUCAAGAGAAAGAAAUUCUUGAAGUUGAGUAUCUCAAAAAUCCUAAUUGGGACUAUUAGAAGAAAUGCGAUCUCGCAAUCAAGCUCAACUUCACUUUCAACCAGGUCUCAAAGUGGAACUGGGACAGAAGAAAGAAAGAAGACAAUGAUGCUGCUAGAAAAGCUAAAAAGGAAGCCAAGAAGUAAGCAGCUGCUUAACAUUGA